AUGUCUACUUUUGAUGAACUUCUUAAACUAUUGGAAAAGGAUUUAAAAAAGCAAGAUUCUCUUGCGAUCAUCCUGCUCAAUUUUCUUCGGUUUUAUCUGAUAGUCAAUGUAGGACAUCAUUUUGGCAUCCAUUUCAUUAAAAUUUAUUUUGGCUGGUGCUCUGCGUUUUGGCGGGGGUGCCAGAUUUUGUUUGUCCCUUUAACUGUCAUUAUCAAGUUGUGUCAUUGUAGUCACACUGUCGUCUUCGUUUGUAGGUUCAUUCGAUGUCGUGGUGUCAUCUUCGGUGUGUUCUUCAGUUUGUUUAGCAGAGACGCUUUCGUAUGCAGCAUCCGGGUGUUCAUUUAAAGAUCUUCAUUACACCUAUCGCGUUGGUGUAUCGACUGAUAGCAACGUUAUUAAAGAAGUUUCAAGAUGCAUAUGGAACAAUUUAAGUGAAAAAUUUAUGCGACUUCUUACAUCAGUCGACGAAUGGGAACAGAUAGCAAGUAGAUUUAACAAAAAAAGUAAUUUUCCCCACUGUCUCGGAGCUGUCGACGGAAAACAUAUCCGACUUAAAAAACCACUAAAUAGCUGUUCACUGUAUAUCAAUUACAAGGAUUUUUUUCCAUCAUAUUAUUAGCGAUCGUAGACUCCGACUAUCGC
Molecule: messenger RNA, 642 nt
Organism: Acanthoscelides obtectus
Lineage: Eukaryota; Metazoa; Arthropoda; Insecta; Coleoptera; Chrysomelidae
Source: the annotation of a GenBank genome assembly